Saccostrea cuccullata (small rock oyster) is the source of this 844-nucleotide messenger RNA. RefSeq lists its product as uncharacterized. The transcript is spliced from 2 exons. Lineage: Eukaryota; Metazoa; Mollusca; Bivalvia; Ostreida; Ostreidae. Gene Ontology annotation, biological process: protein autoubiquitination. The record is from RefSeq and is a predicted model, not a curated record. Gene Ontology annotation, molecular function: ubiquitin-protein transferase activity. Bases 11 to 712 code for a protein of 233 amino acids.
UAACAGUAAAAUGGAUAUCUGUCCUAUUUGCUUUGAAAGAAUAAAGAAUCCUCACUUCUGCAAUCCAUGUCGACACAUCUUUUGCUAUAGCUGUAUUUCCGCCUGGAGAAAUGGUACGUGUCCAUUGUGUCGAGAACAAAUCAUAUCGUACAACCGUGUCCAGCAAGGAUCUUCGACUGCUGCAGAAAAUACAAUAGACGCACCAAACUACGCCGAGAGAAGCAAAAUGUACGUUUUUAUCCUGAUCCUUGUCUUCAUUCUUGUCGACAUCCCGAGUCCAGCAGGAUUCUUGAGAUCCGUGGUAUACCCUCCAUGCCUUGACAUACUUCUUAUUAUAUGGGAAAUCUUGUACAUUGUGUUGGUAACCAUUUUUAUGCCACUGAAAAGUAUCUACAGGUUAAUUGUUGAGAUUGUGAUCUUUGAACUAUAUGACAUUUUAUUGGCUAUAUGUUACAUGCCAUUGGGUAUCGGUAGAAUCCUCAUGAACUUUCCUUUCAAUUUCUACGAGGGUUUGAAGACGUACUUUUUUGAUAACAGUUGGUCGGCCUUAUUUCAUAGAACAGUCCAUCUUUUACUGGUUAUUUUGCUGAUAGAUUCUGCUGAACAAACUAUUUGGUUACGGGCAUUUGAAAGGAUUCAAUUUAAAGCCAGAUUCUGUAGAGUGUAUAACAACAUUCUUGGACGUAUAGAACGAAUGAAAGGAAACCCCUGACUACUGCAUUCAUAGACAUAAUUACAUCCUUCGGAUGUGCGCAUACAUGUAUACAUGUGUGCAUACAUGUUUACAUGUAACCCAAAAUUCGCUAGAAAAGCCUUGUAAUUAUAUGUACCUAGAAAAAAACAC